AUGGGCGGUGACAUUGACGCCGACAUCAAGCUGCCGUGGAGUCGCGUCUUCCUCGCAGUGAUCUCGUACGGCCUCUUCUUCACCGACAUUCCGCGCAGCAGCCUCGGGUUCCCGGUGCUUCCCAGCGGCUUCCACAGCACCACCGAGUCGCUCUACUCGAGCUUUGGACCGUACGCGUAUCCGAUCAUUGGCAUCACCAAAACCACGUCCGGCGCCUACGUCGGAUCGAUCCCGCUGGCCAAAGUCUGGAGCUACAAGUACGAUACGUGCUCCGUGGGGCUGCGCACGGUCGUCUCGCAGCGCAACGCCUCUGGCUGGGACCCGUGCCUCGUGUACGAAGCCGAGUGCAAUACGACGAUGCUGACGCCCAAGAGUGUUUUUACGAUGCUCGACAAUGUUGUUGCCGCGGUCGUCGCCGCGCCGUCGCUCACGUGGCGCGUCAGCUACUACUUCUACGACAUCAUCAACGACCUCUUUGCGUUCGGCACGUUCAAGGAGCGCGACUGGCGCACGGUGCGGACGCACUACGUUCCAUCGCCGGAGGUUGACGUCUGCGACCCGACGUGCGUGACGCGACCCUUCUUUUGCGAGCAGCUCUGGACCGACUUUGGCGCACUCGGCGUCGAGAGCACGGGCCGCAUCGUUGACGACAUUCGAAUGCAAUUCCGAGCCAAAGUCAACGCGUCUAAUGCGAGCCACCAGCGCGUCGAGCUCGUCAUCCUCGAAGCCAUCGAUGACAUUCGGCCGUGGGGCGGCGGCUUUGCAAAGUCGUUUGCGUCCGCGUACGACGUCGUCGCGCUUCUUCGCGUCCAAAACUGCUCGUCCGCCAACAGCGUCGCGUGCGAGACCGUCUUUGUUUCGGACUACCGGUACGAAGGCGGGUUUGCCAAGACAAAUACGAUGACGUACUACGGUAUCACGCACAUUUUACGGCUUUUUGGCCAAACGUACAACAUUUGCCGGGCGCUGACGCUCUUCCUCGGGUGCUACUGGGCGCGGGCGGCCGAGCCCAAGUACGCCACGGCAUCUUUCUUUCGACGACUCGUGUGUGCGGUGCGGACCUUCUUGCGCAUCCCGGCGCAGGUGGUGAUCCACGGCAGCUGGCUGCCCGUCGCCGUCUUUGUCGUUGCGCACUUGAUCGACUCGCCGCUCUUGUACUACUGCAUCUUUAUGCAGCUCGGCCCGCUCAAUGGCGCGACGCGCUUCACGCCGGACCAGAUUUAUUCGUUCUGGGUCUUGCUCACGUGCCACAUGCGCAACGUUUGGGUGCUCAGCCUUGCGACCAAAUGUAUUUUGCUCGCUGUGGACCAGCGCCGGCAUCAGACGAUCCUCGGCUUUCGCGGGUACCUCCUUCCGUGCGUCUCGUUCUGUUCCAUCUUUUUCGAGCUUCGCUUGACGUCGCUUCGGCGCACAGACCUUCUCUCGGCGGUACAUGCAAACCCGAGCUUGUCGACGACAUUAGUCCGCGAAAUGCAAGCGAUCCCGAGCAACUACCGCUACUGGGGCGCGUUCUCCGACAUCAAAACCCUCUUUUUGUCGUGGAGCGCCGUGUACAUCAUCUUUGGCGGGCUGCUGCGGCGCCGCCUCGGGUUCCGCACCACAGUGCCGUUCACGCUGUUGCGCUACUGCAACCGGAGCAUGUUUAGCACGGCCUGGAAUGCUCUCGCGCCAGAGACCGCAGCCGUCGCGCCGGCGACGGACCUCAGCAGCAUGCGCCAGUCGCUCAACGCGCUCAUGCACAUCACGUGGAUGACCGACCCGCUGCAGUAUAUCAUGCUGCGCUGGAACCAACCGGUUGUGUACGUCUACCGCCACAAGACCACGGGCUCGCGGAUCCACCACCCGCUCUCACCCCGAGAGCUCGCGCGCCAAGAUGCCUCGCUGAGCGCGUCGGUCGAAGUGAUCGGCCAAGUGCUCAUGAUGGAGCUGCCGUGGGCCGACCGCAUCUACUGCCACUAG
Saprolegnia diclina VS20 is the source of this 1959-nucleotide messenger RNA. RefSeq lists its product as hypothetical. The record is from RefSeq and is a predicted model, not a curated record. The transcript is spliced from 4 exons. Bases 1 to 1959 code for a protein of 652 amino acids. Lineage: Eukaryota; Oomycota; Saprolegniomycetes; Saprolegniales; Saprolegniaceae.